CCGCCGCCGCUUCUGCAAACUUUCCAGCUCGGCCUGCUGUGCGUCAUGGAAAAGCCGAGAGGGGCAGGCCUGGCGAGGCGGAGCAGCCCCCCACAAUAAGGGGAAGGGGCGCACAGCCUGCAAAGGGAAGGGGCGCAAAGCCACCCAAAGGCGCCCCACUCUCCCCAAUUACGCACGGCCUCCAGCGCGCAAAGAAGGCGAGCUCUUCUUGGAGAGGCCGGGAGGGGACCCUCGCAAACCCCAACCCUGCGCCCAAAGCGGAGUCGCUCCGGAUCGGGUCGCCCCUCCCCCCCCGCGCGCCCGGAGGGGCAUCCUAAAGGGGGAGGGCGAGGCUGGAUGCCGCGCAAGGUGGAGCCCAGGAGGGCGCAAGGCGGAGCCCAGCCUCCCGGCUUCCCAGCCCCGUCGCCCAGCGGAAGGUGGCUCGGCCCUCCCCGCGCAGCCCGAGGGGGGAGCCAAGCCGACGCCAGCCCCCAGGAGCCCCGGGGGGGAGAGUGCGCGCUGAGCCGCCCGGCGCUGCAGACGGAGGGGAUCCGGUGGGUUCCAGAUCGCGGGUGGCGUCUUGGGCGUAAGGCGUGCCCCCGUUUUUUGGCUUGAUUCGCGGCUCCUCUCUCCUCCCCUCCGGAGGGUUGCGGGCUCCGAGGCCGACCCAGAAGGGAUUACAGGGACUUGCAAAAAUAUUUUGGUUUGGAUUGAUCCAGAGAGCCGCCUCCUUCCCCUCUGCAGGGAAGGCGUUCUUUUUUUUUUUUGCCUUUCUCCCCUGCACCCUGAUUGUGAAUCGUGCCGGACAGACUCCCCCCCCACCCCCAAAGCUUUGUAAACAAGCUGCAGAGAAAAUGAACAUAUGGGGUUCUUUUAUUGGACGGGGAUGAUGGAAGCGACAUGCCAUUUGAGUGCAGAUUUCUAAAAGGCAGUUCAGGCCGGCGAAACCAGUUUGCGGGAGAGCACCGACAACAGGGAUGCCAAUUUCUUGUUUAUCUGUGCAUCUGAACGAGGCCGCCGAGUGCACCUAAAACCAGGGGUCAAAAAUGCUGUUCCGUCCGCCCCGAGCGUGUUUUUUCUCCGCCAGAACACGCAGACAGCAAAGGCCCCGGAAUUUAUAAACCUGGCGGAGAAAUCGUAAGACGAAGCCACUUCUAUUGCUUUCCUGCAACACCCUUUCUCUUCUUUUCCACCGAGCUGUGGCCGGAUUUCAAGACGUUAAGGGAAGGGUUGCCGUGCCGCUGAUUUGGUAUCCAAGGGAGUGUUUUUUGAGUUAGUGCUUUGGCUUGCAUUCCAGGGAAGAGCGAUGGCAACGAAAGCCAGGGCCCUUUACAACUUCCAGAGCGAAAACAAGGAGGAGAUCAGCAUCCAGGAAAACGAGGAGCUGGUGAUCUUCAGCGAGAACUCCGUGGACGGGUGGCUGCAAGGGACAAACAGCCGGGGCGAGACGGGGCUUUUCCCCGCCUCCUACGUGGAGAUCUUCCGCUCCAGGUCGACCUCGGUGUACACGGACCAUUCCGACAGCCCCAGCGGGUCGCCUGCCAACGGGUCGUCCUUCUACGUGUCCCCUCCCAACACCAGCGUCUCCCAUCAGGGCAGCUUCGAAGAUGACGACGACGACUGGGACGAUUGGGACGACGGGUGUACGGUGGUGGAAGAACCCCAUAGCGGAACGAGCACCAACGGGCAUCCAUCCCCCAGACUUCAGGAUCCUCGGCCGUACUCGCGUCCAAACAACAUGGCCUACCGUCCCAAGCCGUCUCUGGAGAGGCAGGACAGCAUAAGCGCUUCCAAAAGGGGCAGUGUGGUGGGGCGCAACCUGAACCGUUUCUCUUCCUUCGUCCGGUCCGGCGUGGAGGCCUUCAUCCUGGGAGACGUGCCCAUGCUGUCCAAAAUCCCCGAGGCGUACUACGUUGACAUGGGGGCCAAGGGUCCCCAGUGGCGCCCCAACCCGCACCCUUUCAUGUGCUCGGUGGAGGACCCGACCAAGCAAACCAAGUUCAAGGGCAUCAAGAGCUACAUCUCCUACAAGGUGACGCCCACCAACAGCAACUGGCCCGUCUACCGACGCUACAAGCAUUUCGACUGGUUGUACAACCGCCUGUUGCACAAGUUCACCGUCAUCUCUGUGCCCCAUCUGCCCGAGAAGCAAGCGACGGGGCGCUUCGAGGAGGACUUCAUCGAGAAGCGCAAGCGGAGGUUGAUCCUGUGGAUGGACCACAUGACCAGCCACCCGACGCUUUCCCUGUACGAGGGCUUCCAGCACUUCCUCAACUGUCGCGACGACAAGCAGUGGAAGAUGGGGAAGCGCCGGGCGGAGAAGGACGAGAUGGUGGGGGGCAGCUUCCUGCUGACGCUCCAGAUCCCGACGGAGCACCAGGACCUUCAAGAUGUGGAGGACCGGGUGGACACCUUCAAGGCCUUCAGCAAGAAGAUGGACGACAGCGUCAUGCAGCUGACCAACGUGGCCUCCGAGCUGGUGCGCAAGCACGUGGGCGGCUUCCGCAAAGAGUUCCAGAAACUGGGCAACGCGUUCCAGGCCAUCAGCCACUCCUUCCAGAUGGACCCACCGUAUAGCCUGGACGCGCUUAAUGGAGCCAUCUCCCACACGGGCAAGACUUACGAGACGGUUGGGGAGAUGUUUGCCGAGCAACCGAAAAACGACCUUUUCCUCAUGUUGGACACACUUUCUUUGUACCAAGGACUCCUCUCCAACUUCCCAGAUAUUAUUCAUCUCCAGAAAGGUGCGUUUGCCAAGGUGAAGGAGAGUCAGAGGAUGAGCGACGAGGGGAGGAUGGACCAGGAAGAGGCAGACGGGAUCAAGAAGCGGUGCCGCGUGGUGGGUUUCGCCCUGCAGGCCGAAAUGAACCACUUUCACGAAAGGCGGGUGUCGGACUUCAAGAAGAUGAUGCAGUCGUACCUGAAGCAGCAAAUCCUCUUUUACCAGAGGGUCAGCCAACAGCUGGAGAAAACUUUGCGGAUGUACGAUAACCUCUAGUCGUUCCCGACCUUUCCCUGCCCGGCUUGUCUUUGGAACCAAGCAGGGUCGGACGCGGCUCUCCCAAGCCCUGGUUGGUUGGCCAGGAUUGUCCGCUGGACUCUCCUACGUUCGUCUCAGGGCUGAUUUCACUUUCACUCUAUCCCCGUCGGAGAGGAAACUUUGUGACGCCAACGGUGACGGUCAGGCCUGUACUUCUGGGCUUCGAGGACGACACUUUUGGACUUAGGGGAUCCGAUUUUAUGUACAAAACACUAAACACCAAGCGAGAAGAAAAGGGAAUCGCGCCUCACACGUGACCAAAUUCCAUAUUUAAACUCCGUUGCUUCACCCAAACCGGUCCACCGAGUCCCAGCAUAUGACACGCGUGACAUUCUGGUAAUAUGGCCUCCUUCUUUCUUGCGAGAAGGUCCUGUUUACACCCCUCCUCCAGGGCUGCCAAUUUCCAGGUGGGGCCUGGAGAUUCCCAGGAUUACAACUGACCAGCAGACAAUAAAGAUCUGUUUCCCUGGGAAAAAAUUGUCUGCUUUGAAGGGUGGACUUUGAAGGCAUUAUCCCCUUCCAUUCUUCAAGUUCCUUCCUUCCCACAUCUCCAGGAAUUCCCCAGCCCGGAGUUGGCAACCCUGUCUUCCUUCUGCGACACUGUUUACAGAGAAAGCAAAAUGUUACCUUUCCUAAGAGAAACAGAACGGGUUUGGGUUUGGGGUUUCUUCCUCUUGGGCUCGAUUGGUUUGGAAUUGCAUCCUCCUAAACCAGAGGCGUCAAACUCGCGGCCCUCCAGAUGGGAUGGACUACAGUUCCCAUCCUCCCCUGCCAGCAUGAUGGGAACUGUAGUCCACAACAUCUGGAGGGCCGCGAGUUUGACACCUGUGUCCUAAACGUUCGAAAGAAAUAAAAUGUGAGCCCCUCCUCCCCAGAAACUCCCAAGACAUGGCUUGCAAAUAGCUUUUUGUAAGAGCUAAUAAAAAAGGGAGAUUUAAUUGGGGGAGGCGGAGGGAUGCUCACGUGAACGGCUUUUACAGGGAACGAGCGAGAAGAAGGAAGGCAAAUCCACGCCACUGUAAAUUGUUUUUAAAAGGUGCGAAGGAAACCGCCGCAUUUAUUUUGUAUUCUGAAAAUCAAAACGACGCUUGGAACUACCACGA
Sphaerodactylus townsendi is the source of this 4122-nucleotide messenger RNA. RefSeq names its product sorting nexin 33 (gene SNX33). The record is from RefSeq and is a predicted model, not a curated record. Gene Ontology annotation, molecular function: protein binding; phosphatidylinositol binding. Gene Ontology annotation, cellular component: cytoplasmic vesicle; plasma membrane. The transcript has 3 exons. Gene Ontology annotation, biological process: endosomal transport; mitotic cell cycle; plasma membrane tubulation. Lineage: Eukaryota; Metazoa; Chordata; Lepidosauria; Squamata; Sphaerodactylidae. The coding region runs from base 1286 to 2977 and encodes 563 amino acids.